Molecule: messenger RNA, 1118 nt
Organism: Ectocarpus siliculosus
Lineage: Eukaryota; Phaeophyceae; Ectocarpales; Ectocarpaceae
Source: the annotation of a GenBank genome assembly
CUACCUAUUGCACACAUAACCCUAACACACGCUGGGAGGAGCACAUGACACCGCCAGCGACAAGCCGAGCAGGCGGGGGCCGGAGCACAAAGCCAAGGCGACCAGUAGCAACAGGGUCGGGGGGCACGAGGGCGAGAGCGGGAGCGCUCGUAUGGUUGUCGAUGACGGUGCAAUCUCGAGCCUUUCUGGUUGCCCCGGCAGUGGGCGGGGGAGUGUGCCGUCCCCGAGCUGGUGCUGGUUCUGCACGCACCUCAGCAGCGUCACCGCUGAUGGCCUACGACGUCAAGUAUUCGCCAAACAAAUGGUGGGACGAAGACGACAUCGUGCCCGGCUUUGGAGGGAUCUGGCCAGGAGACCCAGACGCAGAGACCCAUCAUGUGACGUACGUGAACAAGGCCGGCGAAGAGGUGGCAUCGGCGGACGUGCCAGUUGACCGCUACAUCUACUUCGCCACGGAAGACGCGGGUGUUGACGUCCCCAUCAUUAACAAGAAGAGGAUGUGCAGAAACGGCUGCUGCACAACGUGCGCCGUCAAGGUGUUGGAGGGAAAGGUGAAGCAGGAGGGCGCGCUCGGUCUGCUGAAGGACCUUAAGCAGGAGGGAUAUGCGCUGACGUGUUGCUCGUACCCCAAGUCAGACCUCGUGGUGCGGCUGCAGGAGGAAGACGAUGUGUACAUGAAGCAGUUCGGGAACGACUUCGAGGGAGGAGGAGUAGAGUGGGGGGGAGUCUUCCUUGACGAAGACUAGGAGAUCGAUGUAUUUGUUGUGUACGCUUAAGACGUUUGUACUGUAAUAAGUGAGAUGUCGACGUACGGCAUGUUACGGUCUCCCUGAGUAACGUGUCCAGAAGGGGCCGAGCACAAUGUACCACGGUUAGUGCUGUGCAAGCGCACAUGUGUUGUUGUGUGUAUGUGGUUGUCGAUGGGCGUUUGUUUCACGACGAUCCAGCAACGUCUGAUCUUGGUCGUUAGAUGCCGACUGACUUGUUGUUGUGUUGUUUUUCUCAUGUUGAAAGAGAGAAACACGACGCUUCUUCUCCCCAGCUUGCAUGAAUUCCGACAGGAUGGUGAAGCUGUUUUCUUGUCCACAUGGACAUCAACUAAGUCGCGUUGGAGUGGU